CAACUCACCCAAGACAGACGAUAAGACUCAAGAGUCUUGCAUAACACGAAAGAUAAACCCACGCAGGAUUUACAUCCAAGAGCACAAUCUUAAAGGUCGAGAGAUCUCUAAAGGAUCGUAGAAGGUAUUUCACUUUUAACACAAACCAACACAAACGUAUCAUCGCCGGAUUUUAUCGUCUUCAUUAUGUCAAAAAAAUCUUUAAGAUGCGGUUUGUAGUUCAUGCAAUAAACGAAGAAAUUAGCAGGUGUACUCCAAUCCAAAUUUUGUGUGAAGUAAAUUUUCUACUUUACUAAUGCUGUCUGUCGCAGCAAUAAGACUUAAUACGUUUGACAUGUUUUGCAUGUGUGGAAUUAUAAAUGACGGAAAUUCGGCGUGUUGUUGAAAAGGUUCCCAACUGAAUAUAUGCGGCAGCAUUGCUCCUGGGAGUAGAAAGAAAAAAAAAGAAGGAGACCAGGAGACAAGUUAAUCAUUUAAGACGAUCAUUUCGAACACAACGAAAAGCAAAAGACGACCGAGCAGAAUACGACUCACGAUGUACGCGACUAAGUUAUCAUCAGUCCGUUCUCUGUCCCUUCUCUGCUUUCUCACAAUCGUGAGCGCAAUGCGUAUACUGGACGCCAUAAACGGUAAUACCAACCGUCAAAAUCGGAGCCAAAACGCGACGGAGCGAGCGUUCGUCAAAAGAACGGUACGGACUUUCAACAAACGAAUGCCACUCUACAUGAUGAGCUUGUACAAGAAGUUGACAAGCAGGAAAACGGGAAUACCGCAUUCAGCGAACACCAUCAGAGGUCUUCCAUCAGUUACAACAAUUGAAUCCGAAUCGAGUAUGAAAAUCGAGUUCAACCUAGAGAUUGUGAAAGACAGUUGGACCGUUACAAGGGACGAGAUACAUUUAUACAUGACACCUGGUGAUGGCAACGACAAAACUCGCUUCAAACCAUACACCUUGAAAUUCAUUGACAUCCACAGCGGAAAGCUCGUGAGAAAGUUCAUUGUUCCAGCAUUCAAUCGCGGCUGGCAGGUACUAUCUUUGAAUAAAUGGACGAACAAAUGGGUGAAAAAUCACAGCUCGAACGAGGGACUCCUUGUCGAAAUCUACCGCAAGGGCAAGCCGGCAAAGACGAAUCCGUUUACCAAUUUCCCAAAUGGAAAUUCUCCGUACAUGAUAUUGUACGCAUCGGAGCAUUCUACAACUCUUCUCGCGUGGCGUUUCCUUAUCGAGAACUCUCUCAACUCGGCAACGAGCAAUGCCCAAAACAGACGCGUUCGAAAAGCAAGCCGUCAGACCGUUGCGAACACCGACACCAGCAGCAGAAACGAUCCGAACCCAAAGUUGCUAUGCAAGGUAAAUGAGAAAAACGUACAGUUGAAAAACAUGAAAAUUAGCGAACGACUUGUGGUCGUGAAACCGACGAAAUUCAAAAUGAAACAGUGCGCUGACGUGUGCCUACCGACAGCCAUGACACAUUUGUUGGGAAAUAGUCAUUCGAUCGCGGCUCAAACACCAACUAAACGUUGCUGCAACGGAACACAAUUUCAAGAUGUAAUGGUUUUACUCAAUGAUACAAAGAAUAACGAAAUGGAUGUGCACUUACUGAAAAAAUUUGCACCAAAGACGUGCCAAUGGCUGUUGCAAUAACCGACCGCAGCUUGCGGUAGUGUUAAAAAUAGUAGUAAUUAGACGCACUAUGCAGUUCCAUAUUGCACUUUUCUAUAAAACUGACGACAUUUGAAUAUAGAUUUCAGAAGUAAGUGUUAUAUAUUAUAUAUUGCACAUACUAUGCAAUGUUUUCAUUUUGCUACAUACAUCGUAUAACAUAUAUUAUAUAAUAUAUAAUACCUACUCUCUCGCUACAUAUUAAAGCUAUAUAUCAAAUAAGAACAUUGACAUAACCCAGCUUUGGGUUGCGCACCAGAAGAAAUUUAGGACAGAGGUUGUUAAGCAAAACAACACAACGCUGCCACUCAUGCAUAUGAAACGAUCCAAGAGCGAAUUCGCAGCUGAUUAGUUUUGAAAAUUUGACAUUUAGCGAGACUGCUAAGCUUGAGUUAUGAGAAAUGGCGCCGAAAAUUGAAUCGCCAUUGAAUAGCAGCAAUGCAAGAGCAUUGAGCUAUCUAGAAUGCAAUGGUACAUACACCCUGUGCCAUUGACCGAUCAAAUAAGGAUCACAGAUAUUCAUAUAAGGAUCACAGAUUAAUGAUUUCAAGAUCAUAGAUUAUCAUAUCAGGAUCAUAGAUAAGCAUAGAGGCAAAGAAUACACAAAAACACAUUGACGUAUAGAAAGUUCAUUUUUCAUAGUAGGCGCACUGAAAUAUGGCAUUCACCCAUCUUGCUUGAGCAAAAUACAUAAAAAUUGUGGUGGGCGAAUUCCUAAAUUCUUCCAGUCAAAUUCUGUAGUUUGUUUGGAAUCGCGCUCGCCAUUUUAAAUGUAAUUCUGCGGUCGCUCCUUUAAAAAUAAUGCCCUAACUGCAGUUGUAACGUAUAUCAUUGUAUAUCAAAAUAUAUUCGAAAGUAUUGUAUAAAUAUCAAUGAUUCAUGCUGUGAAGACAAAAUAAAAAUGUAUGUACUGAAAUAAAAACUUUAUUCACACUCACCAAAA
Molecule: messenger RNA, 2606 nt
Organism: Xenia sp. Carnegie-2017
Lineage: Eukaryota; Metazoa; Cnidaria; Anthozoa; Malacalcyonacea; Xeniidae
Product: growth/differentiation factor 2-like
Exons: 3
Coding region: 536-1645 (369 amino acids)
Biological process (GO): BMP signaling pathway; SMAD protein signal transduction
Cellular component (GO): extracellular region
Molecular function (GO): cytokine activity
Source: RefSeq, a predicted model, not a curated record